UGAGCCUAGUCGCCUGCCACCCGGUGGCCACCAGCUGCGCCUCCGCGCCCUCCGGGCUCCGCCCCGUCCCACACCCCGGAACCCUGCUGCGAGCCCCGGGCGUGCGUGCGUGCGUGCUGCAAACCGGGCGAGCAGAGCUGGCGGCGGCAGGACCCUCGGGGGCGGGCGGCGAGGCAUGGCGACGCGGGCCAGCGGCUUCUUGCUGCUCCGGGGCGCCCUGGGCCGAGGAUCUCCGAGGCCCCCGGGAGUGGCCGAGCGCGCGUGGCGGGGUUUCGGGAGCAUCGCCAGGAGGACCAGCAGAGAGAAGAGACUCCAUCUUCCAGAGACAUGGAGCCAUUGUCAUCUCGGGAACUGAAAUGGCUAAACAAAUCCAAAAGGAAAUACAGCAAGGCGUGGAAUCUUGGAUUGCUCUUGGGAACAGGAGGCCCCACCUCAGUAUCAUUUUAGUGGGAGAUAACCCAGCAAGCCAUACCUACGUCAGGAAUAAGAUAAAGGCUGCUUCUGCUGUAGGUAUCUGCAGUGAACUCAUUCUAAAGCCAGAGAACAUUUCUCAAGAGGAGCUUUUGGAUAUCACUGAUCAGCUGAACAUGGACCCAAGAGUCAGUGGCAUACUAGUUCAGCUACCCCUCCCAGACCAUGUGGAUGAAAGAACAAUAUGCAAUGGAAUUGCCCCAGAAAAAGAUGUGGAUGGAUUUCAUGUUAUCAAUAUCGGAAGGCUGUGCCUUGAUCAGCAUUCGCUGAUACCUGCCACUGCUAGUGCUGUUUGGGAAAUAAUAAAAAGAGCAGGAAUUGAAACAUUUGGGAAAAAUGUGGUUGUGGCAGGAAGAUCAAAGAACGUGGGUAUGCCGAUCGCCAUGCUACUGCACACGGAUGGAGAGCAUGAGCGCCCUGGAGGCGAUGCAACUGUGACGAUAGCACACAGAUACACACCCAGGGCGCAACUAAAGGUCCACACUCAGCUGGCAGAUAUUAUCAUAGUGGCUGCAGGUAUUCCCAGGUUGAUUACGGCUGAUAUGGUCAGAGAAGGCGCAACAGUCAUUGAUGUGGGUAUCAAUUACGUCCAAGAUCCUACAACAGGAAAGACAAAACUAGUUGGAGAUGUGGACUUUGAAGCUGUUAAGAGGAAAGCCAGCUUCAUCACUCCAGUUCCAGGAGGUGUGGGACCCAUGACAGUGGCCAUGCUUCUGAAGAACACACUUCUGGCUGCCAAGAACAUCAUUUACUAGCAGAAUACACACAUCAAUAGUGCUGCUUAUUUAUUUGACAACCGCCAAAUUCUUUCUAUUUUACUACAAAGUUAUUUAUUUCUACAUUGCAUUUAUUUUUUCAUGAGUGGAAUCAUUGUGGGACUGAUUAUUUACACAACUUUGUGGAUUUCUUGCUAACUGAUUUUGAGUUUUAAGAAAAAAAAACAAAGCAAUUACAAUGAUAAUUUGGGUAACAAUUCUUAUUUUAUGGAUAUUUGUUUGUCCUGUUAAAACAAAUGAAGAAUUCAUGUUUAAUAAAUAUAUUUUUGACAUAACCUAAAUGUCAUAUACAGUAUGUUUUCAAAAACUUUUGUCAGCCAAAUGGGUGCCAUGUAAACUAUAAUUUAUUAUAGCCAUGAUUUUUUUUAAAAAAAAUAUAGUUAAUAUUCUGUUGAAAAAGAGGUCAUGUGGUAAGAGGUAGAUAGAAUAUUGAAAUGAAUUCUAAAUCUCAAAUAUCUCCCAGCAUCCCACAAGGCAAUCUUAUGGAAAAACUGACAUUUUAUUUAAGAAACAAAAGAUGCCAUGCUACUUGGAAAACUGCAAAAAAAAAAAAAAAAAUGACUUGGUGUAUAUAAUAUAAGGGCAUGCCUGUUUAGUUCCCACAUUAUCUAUUUCACUGGUGCGGUAUAAGACCAUGUGUGUUAGAUUUCCAUAUUGUUCAUUUCACUUCACUAAUAGUAAUAGAAAAAUUUCAAAAGAAAUGAAUAUACAAAGUAAAACUAAAGUCAUUUCCCACAGAUAUCAACCAAAUGCAAUUGUGAUGCUGCAUGAGUGAGUCUGUCAUUAAAGAAUAAAUAUAUUCUGUGGUAUAUUUAUUCACAGGAAUAGAACUCUGGUAGAAUUACCAUGCUUUAGUUUUGUUAAGAUUGAACUCUGGGAUAUAACUAAAAGCUAGUUUUUGUGUACACAUUUCUUCUCUUUUCCAGGAUAGCAUUUUGUUGCUAACUCAGAUGCUGUGCUUCUGAUACUAUUCAAAUUGGGAAAUCUGUAUUACUGCUAAUUAAAGGCUAUUUAAUGAGUGGAUCCAUAUAAUUGGUACUGAGGUUUCAUGCCCCAAUCCCUGAGUGUUUAUGUACUAGUAAUGGCCCUUGUUCAGUGCAUGUCUUUAUCAGUGUGCCUCUUGAUCCUUUGUGUGAAAAUAGACCAGCUGUUCAUAACUAACAUUUCAACUGUCUAAUAAAAGCAAUUUGAAGAAGAA
This is a messenger RNA of Phodopus roborovskii (desert hamster), 2445 nucleotides long. It is a transcript of the gene Mthfd2l, whose product is annotated as methylenetetrahydrofolate dehydrogenase (NADP+ dependent) 2 like. Gene Ontology annotation, molecular function: methylenetetrahydrofolate dehydrogenase (NADP+) activity; methylenetetrahydrofolate dehydrogenase (NAD+) activity; methenyltetrahydrofolate cyclohydrolase activity. NCBI's taxonomy places the organism in Eukaryota, Metazoa, Chordata, Mammalia, Rodentia, Cricetidae. The transcript is spliced from 9 exons. Gene Ontology annotation, biological process: tetrahydrofolate interconversion. The record is from RefSeq and is a predicted model, not a curated record. Gene Ontology annotation, cellular component: mitochondrion. Bases 357 to 1226 code for a protein of 289 amino acids.